Messenger RNA from Schistocerca gregaria, 1971 nucleotides. RefSeq names its product nuclear distribution protein nudE-like 1 (gene nudE). The coding region runs from base 432 to 1376 and encodes 314 amino acids. The record is from RefSeq and is a predicted model, not a curated record. Gene Ontology annotation, biological process: cell migration; mitotic centrosome separation; centrosome localization. Lineage: Eukaryota; Metazoa; Arthropoda; Insecta; Orthoptera; Acrididae. Gene Ontology annotation, molecular function: microtubule binding. The transcript is spliced from 9 exons. Gene Ontology annotation, cellular component: centrosome; kinesin complex; kinetochore.
AAACAAUCGAUAUAAUUAUGUGCUGUUAACGGUUUUGUGUGAAUAUAUGUUGGGAAUAUGGUUAGUGUAUUUUAAAUUUGUUUUGAUUUCGAAGUGUAUAUUUAGGAUAAUUUCGCAGCCAACGUCAUCCUUUAUAUUGAUUUACGUGUGAAUGGUAAAGAACUGGCGUGUUCGUAGGUGUUAGAAGUGACGUAUGUGUUGAUCUAUUUGUUUUGAUUUUCAGCAAUUUGAUAGUUUCUUCCGUUGGGACAUUAGAGCAGAUACAGCAUUUGAUUUUAGGCAGUGUGUACUAGGACGUAAGUGCGUUGUUAUCUGUUGUGAGAUCUUCAUGUCACCACUUCGUGCUGGCUGACGCAUCGGGGCUAUGAGUCGACACCCUUACUAAUUUGUUGUUGGGGUUGUGAUUGUGUACCUACAGUGUCUUGUUUCGCAUGUCUGAUGCAAUGUGCGAUGCGAUGGAACAGCGAGACGUCAUAGACAGUAGUGAAGACAUCGAUUUUCUUAAAAAUGUUAUACACCAGUUGAGGCAAGAGUUGGAAGAGUCAAGGCAAGAUGUUCAGAGAGUAGAGCACGAUUUUGAAGAUUUCCAAGAAAACUCGCGCCAACUGGAGAAGGAACUGGAGACUGCGCUUGACCAGUCCGAGAAAACAAACAGGGAACGAGAAGCACUUUGUAAUAGAUGGCAAAUAGAAAAUGAAAGGCUACGUGAUCGAAUAGAUCAGUUACAGAGGCAAUGUGAUUCCAAGGAUACACAACUCUCAAAAUUGGAAGCACACAAGCAAGAGCUGAUGAAGAGGACAAGAGAACUGGAACAAAGGAAUGAUGAUCUUGAAAGAGCUUUGAGGGCAAUGAGCAUGUCAAAGGGAGAGACUGAACUCAAAUUAAAUGCCCAGAUAGAGAGAGAUGCUCUCUUGGAGUGUGAACACGAAGAACUUCUAGCAAUGGUCCAGAGGUUGAAAGAUGAAAAAAGAGAUCUGACACAUGAACUGAAAGCAAGGGAACGCAUUGGCCCUGUUUUCGACAAUGACAAGUCUGUUUUCCCGGGCUCUCCACUAGAUUCCAAUCGGUUAAAAGUGGAGAUGCAGACACAAACCACUGCAGUUCAAGGUUCCCCACUCAAAAUGGCUCAGACUGUUGGAAAUCAAACAACCGUAACACCACUCGCACCUUCCAAUAGGAUACUUGGAAUGAACAUGGUCCAUGACCUGCUUCGCAAUAUUGGCUCUAUUGAAUCAAAAUUAACAGCUUCUCGCAAUAUUGCCAGAGACAACAUACAUCUCAGUGAUGCAACAAACCGAGAGCCUUACAGAGGGAGGCGCAUAGGACGAACUGCUACACCGGCAUCACCAAGUAUUCAUAGCUACCUACGAGCAUGAAAUCCUAAUGCCUGCUGAGAUGUUAAAGAAGUAUCUGUGCUGCUAUGACAAAAGCUGUGUAGAUCUUUGCAGGCUGUUCUUUUGCCCGCACACAAAUUUUUGCACAUGUGUACUUUCUUCAGAAACAUUUACAAUCAUUUUGUUAAUUACAGUGUGCAAUUUUGCACUAGUCUUCUGCUCUGAAAUAGAAAUUCAGUUAUAUUCAGGGUUUUCAUCACAGAUUUCCCUUACAAGAAGUACGCAACAAGCAGCUUUAAUAUGAUCGUUUGUAAAUAUAUUCUGUGAUGCAGCAGAAAUUUUUUGUAAAAAAAAUUUAAAAAUUCACAAUAAUAAUAAUAUUUUAUUAGAAGGAAAGAUUCGACAGUACUGAUUGUUCUGUGCAAAGUCUUAUUGCCUUGUUUAAGAUAGCUGAAUUCAAAUACAUUAUUAACUGUGGUAGUAUUGAUAUGUAAAUUUAACAAUAUUCUAUACAAGAAAAUGCUGCAAUUUAGUUAAAUUGUAUUAAAGUAUGAUGAAAUCUAGUAGUAUUUAGAACUGUAAGCAAAAAUUUAAAAAAAAUUAAAAAUAUGAAAUAAAUAAAGUGAACAACAUUGCA